GGCGGUUUGCGCGGGCGCGUGGGAGCGCGUCGGAGCGGCUCUGCGGCUCGCCCGGCGCCAUGGUGGAGAAGGAGGAGGCCGGCGGCGGCAUCAGCGAGGAGGAGGCGGCGCAGUAUGACCGGCAGAUCCGCCUGUGGGGCCUGGAGGCUCAGAAGCGGCUUCGAGCCUCCAGGGUGCUGCUCGUCGGCAUGAAAGGACUUGGGGCAGAAAUUGCCAAGAACCUCAUCCUGGCGGGAGUGAAAGGACUGACCAUGCUGGAUCACGAACAGGUAUCUCCAGAAGGUGCUGGAGCUCAGUUCCUGAUUCGUACUGGGUCUGUUGGCCGAAAUAGAGCUGAAGCCUCCUUGGAGCGAGCGCAGAAUCUCAACCCCAUGGUGGAUGUGAAGGUGGACACUGGGGACAUAGAGAAGAAGCCCGAGUCAUUCUUCACUCAGUUUGACGCAGUGUGCCUGACUUGCUGCUCCAGGGAUGUUAUAGUGAAAGUUGACCAGAUCUGUCACAAAAACAGCAUCAAGUUUUUCACCGGCGAUGUCUUUGGAUACCAUGGGUACACCUUUGCCAAUCUUGGAGAGCAUGAGUUUGUAGAAGAGAAAACCAAAGUUGCCAAGGUCAACCAAGGAGUAGAAGAUGGUCCUGAUACCAAGAGAGCAAAACUUGAUUCAUCUGAAACAACCAUGGUCAAGAAGAAAGUGGUUUUCUGCCCUGUCAAAGAGGCUCUGGAAGUGGACUGGAGAAGUGAGAAAGCCAAGGCCGCCCUGAAGCGCACGGCCCCGGACUACUUUCUCCUGCAAGUGCUCCUGAAGUUCCGCACGGAUAAAGGGCGCGAUCCUGGUUCUGACACCCAAAGCGAGGAUGCCGAGUUGCUGCUGCAGAAUCGGAACGAUGUGCUUGACUCGCUGGGCGUCAGUCCUGACCUGCUUCCUGACAACUUUGUCAGGUACUGCUUCUCUGAGAUGGCCCCGGUGUGUGCUGUUGUUGGAGGAAUCUUGGCGCAGGAGAUUGUGAAGGCCCUGUCUCAGCGGGACCCUCCUCACAACAACUUCUUCUUCUUCGAUGGCAUGAAGGGCAGUGGGAUCGUGGAGUGCCUGGGCCCCAAGUGAGGCCAAGACAGGGCCCCAGGGAGAUGCUGCUGUGUGCAGCCCACCCAUGCCUCCCUGUCCCCUCCCUGCAUGAUGACAUCUCCAGAGCCCCCACAAACAAGGAGGCCCUGCAGGUGUCUUGUGUCGCAUAGGUGCUGUCCAGGACCCAGCCACGCAGGCCAGUCAGCUCCCCGGUGUGAUCGCCUCAAAGUGGCCCCCUGGCUUUGCUCCCCUGUGCCACCACAUGGCCCCUCACCUUCGGGCAGGCUCCAUGCUUGGGGCUUGGGGGCUUCUUGCUGCCUUCUUGCACUCCUUCCCCACCUGAGGUCAUCCUCAGGGACGGUGAAGCUCAACCCCCAUUGAAACUGCAGUGGAGGCUGGGCGUGGUGGCACACGCCUUUAACCCCAUGCUGGGGAAUUCAAGAUCAGCCUGGGCUUCAGGGAGACCCUACCUCAAAAAAAGAAAGAAAUAGAAAAGAAACGAAACCACAGUGGAAGCCACUUUAGCGUUCCCACAGGAACCCUUAGAGGUAGUUUGGUGAGGGCAGGGUGUCCCUCCUCCAGAGCAGGAGAGCAGCAAGGGCUACCUGCUGUGCACUUCUGGUUUUGUUGCCUCUUCUGCAGGUUUGGGUGCUGAAAGAGAGAACACACCAAGUCGUCUUGCAUGUUAAAUGUUAGUGGGAUUACUUGUUUUGAAAAGGCCUGUUGAGAGCCAGGCAUGGUGGCACAUGCCUGUCUAUUAUAAUCCCAUUACUGGGGAGUGAGGCAGGAGGGUCAUUGCAAGUUUGAGGCCAGCCAGGGCAACGUAGUGAUACCCCAUCUGAAAGAAAAUUUAAAAACUCAAAAGGCCAAUUUCUAGCCAGGGGGAGGAGACCAGCUGCUCCUCACAGAUUGCCAUCACUGGACAUAGGAGUUUAAGGCCUGGUUCAACCUUCAGUUACUCCAAGUUGCCACUGUUGUGUUUUACAUAUUUUCUCAAUUUUCCGUGGUCCUUUAUUAAGGACUGACAAUAAAGUUAUUUGCUUAAA
Jaculus jaculus (lesser Egyptian jerboa) is the source of this 2107-nucleotide messenger RNA. RefSeq names its product SUMO1 activating enzyme subunit 1 (gene Sae1). Gene Ontology annotation, molecular function: SUMO activating enzyme activity. Gene Ontology annotation, cellular component: SUMO activating enzyme complex; cytoplasm. Lineage: Eukaryota; Metazoa; Chordata; Mammalia; Rodentia; Dipodidae. The transcript is spliced from 9 exons. Gene Ontology annotation, biological process: protein sumoylation. The record is from RefSeq and is a predicted model, not a curated record. Bases 60 to 1100 code for a protein of 346 amino acids.